This is a messenger RNA of Heterotrigona itama, 831 nucleotides long. The record is from the annotation of a GenBank genome assembly. Lineage: Eukaryota; Metazoa; Arthropoda; Insecta; Hymenoptera; Apidae.
AUGACAAACAAAGACGAAGACACGUUUUGUAAAAAAAUGCGAAAAGCCACGAGAGAAAUUCAUUCGAUCAGUGACGCAUUAGUGAAUGCAAAAUUAGCAUUUGGAUUUCUUGAUGACUCUGUGUGGGCUGAUGGCCUUCUGAUUUUCUAUGAAAUUUUUCGAUAUUUGGAACUUGCUACGAUCAGAUGGAAACAUACAGAAGUAGGGUCGCUUUUACAAGACGAACUUCGUCGUACCAAAGCGUUUGAGCAUGAUCUUGAAUUUUAUCUGGGAAAAGAAUGGACAAAAAAUUAUAAUCCUAGGGAGAGUGUAACGAAAUAUUUAAAUCAUUUAAAAGAAAUUGAAAAUACGGAGCCCAUUUUACUGCUUGCGUACAUUUAUCAUUUGUACAUGGGUCUCCUAAGUGGUGGAAUUAUUUUACGCAAAAAGAGACAAGUUAUGCAAAAGAUUUGGCCAUUUAAAGAAUUUCAAACAACUGUUAAUAACAUUACAGAUUUUGGAAACAGUAAUAUUCACGAACUUAAACGAAAUAUGCGCGAUACUAUGAAUAGUAUCGCGGAAACAUUGGACGAAGAUACAAAAAAUAAACUUAUUGAAGAAAGCAAAAUAGUGUUUACCUUGAACAAUGAAAUUAUAAGAAGUAUAGACGGUGCAGGCACUAUUCUUAUUAAAAAAACAAUGUAUUUUGUUAUUCCCGUUAUGAUAUUUCUCUUAGCUCUUUUUAUAGCUAUAAGGAAAGUAUGAUGUGUAUAUAUCCAUUUUGAAUAGGAAUUUCUAUUUUAUUUGUAUGAAAAUUAUUUUUAGACUCGAACUAAACAUAUCUAUCGUUAA